This is a messenger RNA of Daphnia magna, 2355 nucleotides long. RefSeq names its product heparan sulfate glucosamine 3-O-sulfotransferase 1. The coding region runs from base 702 to 1877 and encodes 391 amino acids. The transcript has 5 exons. Gene Ontology annotation, molecular function: [heparan sulfate]-glucosamine 3-sulfotransferase activity. Lineage: Eukaryota; Metazoa; Arthropoda; Branchiopoda; Diplostraca; Daphniidae. The record is from RefSeq and is a predicted model, not a curated record.
GUUCAAAGUCGGUUGGAAGGGCAGAAGGCGGACACCCACCAUCCGUCGAUCUAGUAACGUGUUCUCGCUCCUCUUUAGACUUGGUGUGUCCGCAUCGUGUCCCGCUGCGUUCGCCUUUUCGCCGCCAGUUAUUUGUCCGCAUCGUGCGCAACAUUUCCCUCCGAACCCACGAAAAUCAGUUUCAUUUUUUCUUUUUCUUUUUCUUAAACUUACACACAAAAAGGACUAUUAUUCAACAAAGAUGCACAGUUCGUGACUAACGCCUGACCGGUGAUGACUUCCGGUCACUGUCCCUCAGCCGAACAAUUUGAGAAUAUUUUUAUUGUCAUCAUUCGACGUGCCAUUGGAUCACAUCUGAUUCGAUUCGACAACUAUAUUCCGGUUUGACGGGACCAGUAGUGCCCUUGGCCAGCUUUUACCCUUGGCCGGAAUUGACAGACGUGUCCAGCGCAAAAAAAGAAAGUGAAGCAAAAAAAAAGAAAAGGAGGGAGGGAGAGAACCAGUUCGUUGGUAUCGUGUUCUAUCGAUCCGGCUGCCAUACACAACGCAACAUAGCCACACGCAACACCAAGGUGCAGCUGUACGAAGGUACGCGUGUAACAACCGCAAACCGUUGCGUCGCCAGUCGCCAAUCUCCAAUCGAAACACGUGAAAUUCUCGGCCGCCAUAAAACAGAGAAAACAAAGACAAGGGCCUUUCUUAUGGGUCGUCGCCGUAGUUUUGGCAGCAGGUUGUUGGCCGGCCUUGCGCUAGCGUCCAUGUCCAUCUGUCUUGUGCUGCUUCAUCAACUGAGUCAGGACGGCAAAGCGGCAAUAGGAGGAGCGACCAAUGAAGCCAUUGAAAGGCGGCAAAGACAUUCGCAUCGCUAUUUGCUGAUGGCCGCGGCUGGAAGUGGCUCCGUUCCAGCGGCGGCCAGCGCCAUCGAAUCUAAGCAGCAGCCGAGUCCGACGGCAAAAGAAACGGCACCACGAAACGGAGAAGACAACAACAACAACAACAAUCAGUCGUCGACGUCGGACGCGGUGGAUCGACGGUUGCCACGGUUACUCAUCAUCGGCGUGAGAAAAGGCGGGACGCGCGCCCUCCUGGAGAUGCUCAACUUGCAUCGCGACAUCGCCAUGGUGCCCGUCGAAGUGCAUUUCUUCGACAAAUUCGACAACUAUCAGCGCGGACUCGACUGGUACCGAUCGCAAAUGCCCCUGUCGAGCGACGCCCAGCUGACGGUGGAGAAAUCACCAAGUUACUACGUCACGCCGGAGGUGCCCGAACGCGUCUACGCCAUGAAUCCGCACGUCCAACUUGUUCUCAUCGUACGCGACCCAGUUACGCGAUUGCUCUCCGAUUUCGCACAAAUCGAGGCCUCCAGGGCGGCGCAAAAUCUACCAAACCGACGAUUCCAGGAUGUGGCGUUGCUGCCGAAUGGAGAAGUCAACACGCAAAAUCGAGCGCUUCACGUCUCCCUCUACGCCAAGUUCCUCUCACGAUGGCUUCACGUUUUCCCCAGGCGCCAAUUGCACAUUGUUGACGGCGAUCGAUUGAUUCGAGACCCGUGGCCGGAAUUGCAAAAAGUCGAACGCUUCCUCGGAUUAGAGCAUCUGAUCCGCAGAGAUCAAUUCUAUUUCAACGCCACCAAAGGAUUUUACUGUUUGACGGGCACGCCGACCGACGUCAGCAACGACAAUGUGACGCUUGCAACGGCGGACGAGAACAGCCAUCACAGCCACCACUACCACCACAAAUGUCUGGCCGGCAGCAAAGGCAGGAGGCAUCCGCAGGUACCGGAUGAAGUGAUUUCUGUUUUGAGGCAGUUCUUUGCGCCACACAACCGCAAAUUCUUCGCCAUGGUCGGCCAGGACUUCGAUUGGCCGGAACAGUAACGGCACUCAACUUGCGUCGUCUCCGCAUUACUAAUUAGGGCAAAAUCAAAUGACCUAACGAACUUGGCUGUGAUCUUCGACAUAAAAAAAAAACAAAAAAAAAAAAAAAAUCUCUUUUCCUUAAACUUUCUCCGCCUGUCAAAAAAGUUUGUACAUUUUCAGGAUGGCAUCGUCGUCUUUCAAAAUCUAUUUCUUUCGUAUAUAUAACAAGUAUAUAUAUAUAUAUAUUAUUUUUUGUUGUUUCUUUUGUUUGGCCAAUUUGUGCCAAAAAAACAAACAAACAAAAUCCGCACCAAAAACAUUUUUACUCGUUCAAAAAUGCACAGCACGUAUUUUUUAUUGACUCUCUUUUUUUCAUUGUUUACUACGCUAUAAAGAAUUAUUGAUUAUCGUCGAACCAUAUGAUUAUCGCCCAAUCGGGGCAAAUCUUUUUCUUCCCUUUUAAUAAAAAAAACGAAAAAGAGAAAAGAAAUAAAAA